CGUUCUCCUCUGAUCUUCUUCUCUAUUUUUCGUUUCAGAAAUUAUUUUCCUCCUUCAUCUCUUCUAGCAUCAAUAUCUGAUCUUUAGUGGAUUUUUUUUCUCUUCUUUGUUGGUCUUUCCUAUUGUUGGAAAUAAUUUUACGUCCUUGCCCAAUUUUGUGCCAACAUGGUAUGCUAAUUGAUACUUUUAAACACUUUUCUGUAAGAUGAAAGCCAUGAACACGUUGCAUGACUAGAUUCUAUAUCGUAGUUUUGAUGUUCCAUUCGUGUAGCAUUUUGCAAUUUCCAUUUUCUUAAUUUUGAUUGGGUUACCCUAUUUUAAUUUUCUUUGCAUUUGACAUGUUGCAUUCAACUUAUGAUAUAAUCAUCCAUUGAUUUUAUUCAAGGUCCGAUAGAUAAAAGGGAAUAAUAAUAAAUAUUUAUAUAGGGCCGUACGCUAUACACGCCUACUAUAAAAUUCCCCAAAUGCAUGUUUGAGAUGUUUUGUGGAUUGGCCAGGCAAACUCAGCGUCUGGGAUGGCAGUGCAUGACGACUGCAAGCUCAAGUUUUUAGAACUAAAAGGCAAGAGGAACCACCGGUUCAUUGUGUUCAAGAUCGACGAGAAAAUCCAACAGGUAACAGUAGAGAAGCUCGGCUCUCCAACUGCUUCGUACCAAGACUUCACCGACUCCCUUCCUGCCAACGAGUGCCGCUAUGCUGUAUUUGAUUUCGAUUUCACCACCAAUGAGAAUUGCCAGAAAUCCAAAAUCUUCUUCUUUGCAUGGGCCCCGGACACAUCCAGAGUGAGGAGUAAGAUGCUCUACGCAAGCUCCAAGGAUAGAUUCAAGAGGGAAUUGGAUGGCAUCCAAGUGGAGUUGCAAGCCACAGAUCCUGGUGAAAUGAGCCUUGAUAUCGUUAAAGCUCGAGCCCUCUAAUUUAUAAAAGGGCUUCAAUUUCCGGAACAAGGGCAAACAUUGAAGCUUUGAAUGACUAAUUUCCUUUAUUCCUCACCAGCCAAACCAAUUAAAUACUUGUUCAAAUGUCUUCAACAAUUUUAUUCAUAGCUUGAUAGUUGGUGAUCAUUGCCAUUGUCGACUAGGUUGUAGCAUCAGUCCCUUAUUAUGUAGGGAACAUUAUAUUACCUUUUACCUGCCUGUAUUUUAGCAUUUUUUUUCUCCAAUUAUUUUUUAUUUUACAAUAGGCUGAGUUACGUUACAGAAUGUAGGGGUUAUAAACCCUAAAAAUUCGCGUCUAACCACUCCUAAUACAAAUUAUGCCACAUC
Messenger RNA from Linum trigynum, 1262 nucleotides. The record is from the annotation of a GenBank genome assembly. NCBI's taxonomy places the organism in Eukaryota, Viridiplantae, Streptophyta, Magnoliopsida, Malpighiales, Linaceae.